CCCGCGUGCGCCGCCUGCGCGCUUCAACCCUUGCUGCCGGCGAGGGUGGCGCAUGCGCCCCCCACCCCUUCCGCCGGCACCCCUCACCUGCCGGCAACCAGACUGGACACUAAGGGACACACAGCACAAUAGCUCAACCGGCCGAGAUUGCGGGCAUGGCUUGUGUGCAAAUUGCGCGGAGAAGUUAAACAUUGCAAAAAUCAUUCACACGCCGAGAUAAAAGAAAAUCCGUUUGAGUAGCAAUGAGACGUUUAGUACUUUUGAUAGUUUUGAGUCAACAUGUUUGUCAAAUUCAAAGUUCACCAGGACUUCAUGAUGAUGGCGACGAAUCUGACGAUUUUGCCGUGGUUAACGUUGCUGUUAUAAAAGACAGUUUGAAGGAAAUUAGGGAUGGGGUGAGAGCUUUGGUCAAAAAUACACCAGGACAUCAAUCAGAAGACGCUCUUUCGGAUUUGAGAAUUAGGACGGGUUUUCAAUCUGUACUAGAAUAUUAUGCCAAUAAUACGUGUCAAACGGGCGUCCAAGAAAUGAAGGAAAAUUUUAAUAAUUUUGCAAAGGAAAUUAAAGAAUCUUUGGAGACGACGGAAGAAAAUAUACUCGCCUCAAUUAAGGACCUGAAGGAUAUUUUGAAUGCAAAAAAGAUGAAUUCACGGGAUGCUCGUUGCAACAAUAAAGUGGGAGAACCGCUUCAUACAAUAAGACUCCCUAAAUCUGAUAAAACUUUUUUGAUUUACCAAAAAAAUGGUCGUGGAAUUGAUGGAACCCAAGCAAGGGAAGUUUGCAGCGAUCGUGGUAUGAUUUUGGCCUCGUUCAAAACUUUGGACCAUAUAAAAGAACUGUGUAGCGUGCUCUCAGACAAAGGCUCGGAAUGCUGGACAUCAGGGAAGGAGCAGGAGCGUUCUGGGAAUAAAAUUUUCUAUUGGCAGACUGGCGAAUUAGUUGAUCCAACCUUGCUGCUGAAUAAAGACCCCGCAACUCCAAUUUUUUCGAAGCAGAGUGCAGAUCGCUGCAUUAACAUUUCCAACUGCCAGCUCGCAGUUUCAGUUUGUACUUGGCGCUACACUUGUGUUAUUUGCGAAGAGCCCGAUUAUUGCUAAAAUUGUUAAAAAUUAAGCAAAAAUUUUAUUAGCAAUCAAAAGUUAAAUACUUUUUUUGAAAAAAAAAAAUGCAAAAUAAUUAAUAUUUUUGGCAGAGAUGCUAUAGGCACAAUUAAUGAAAACAAUUAUAUUAAUUUUUUGUCUGAUUUUGUCAUACAAAAAAUUUAAAAUUGGAAAGAGGAGAACAAGUGAUUAAAAUAAUUUGAAAAAUUUAAUUAUUUUUAAUUAUGUGUUUUAGAAAAUUGCACAUUCAUUAAAUAAUAUUUUAACAAUUUAGAAUAUCGCAUAAUUAUCAAUAACAAGUUUAUAGAGCUAAGAGAAACUGUAUUCGGAUACUACGUAAUUCAAUAUAAUUAUAAAAUAUAUUUUUGCUAUUGUCCGUUAAUUCAAUAAUUAAGAAAUUCUAGAUUACAAAGUCUGUACUUCUAUUGCAAUUUUUUUUUUAAGAAGUGAAUUUUUAUGAUGCAACUUUAAUUUUC
Neocloeon triangulifer is the source of this 1576-nucleotide messenger RNA. RefSeq lists its product as uncharacterized. The coding region runs from base 243 to 1097 and encodes 284 amino acids. Lineage: Eukaryota; Metazoa; Arthropoda; Insecta; Ephemeroptera; Baetidae. The transcript has 10 exons. The record is from RefSeq and is a predicted model, not a curated record.